Molecule: messenger RNA, 1629 nt
Organism: Diorhabda carinulata
Lineage: Eukaryota; Metazoa; Arthropoda; Insecta; Coleoptera; Chrysomelidae
Product: diuretic hormone receptor-like
Exons: 10
Coding region: 186-1574 (462 amino acids)
Biological process (GO): cell surface receptor signaling pathway; adenylate cyclase-modulating G protein-coupled receptor signaling pathway
Cellular component (GO): plasma membrane
Molecular function (GO): G protein-coupled peptide receptor activity; diuretic hormone receptor activity; peptide hormone binding
Source: RefSeq, a predicted model, not a curated record
ACAUUGGAAUUUAAUGUGCGAACGGUUUUGUUUUGGUUAUGUAUGAGAAUUUAGAGAAAAUUGAACAAAAAAUUGUUCAUUUAUGAAAAUAUUAGUGUUCGAUUGUUAGGUUAGUUCAUUGUUUGAAAAUAUGAGAGUCUAAAUUUCAACUAACAACACAUGACAAUUCUAAAGAUAUUGUCGUAAUGAGCUGGGGACAGGAGCUCGGUCCCAUCGAUCACGACGCACCGAAUUUAUUUGUAUAUACACCGAAUGGUAAUUCAUCCGGCACCAUGUACGACGAUUACGAUUACGGUUUUUUUAACCUAACAUUAGAUGAUUGUAAAGAGCAGUAUGCUGUUCGAUCAUUGGAAUUAUCGAAUACACACAAAGAUAAAUUUUGUAAAGUAACGUUUGACAGUAUAGCUUGUUGGCCGCCAACUCUAUUCAACGAAACGGCAACGAUCAGCUGUUUUUCUGAAUUGUUUCAUAUUAAAUAUGAUUCUUCACAAAAUGCUACGCGUUUUUGCCAUGCAAAUGGAACUUGGUCGAAACAAAAUUUUUCUAUGUGUAAAGAACUAAUAGAAAUACCAGAAAAUACAUCGACGCAGGCUGAUAUAUAUUUUGUUGGAUUUACAUUAAGUCUAAUAACUCUCACUAUAGCUGUAGGAAUUUUUAUGUGUUUUAAAGACUUGCGUUGCCUUAGGAAUAAAAUUCAUAUAAAUCUUAUGUGGUCGUAUAUUUUGAUGUAUUGCACAUGGAUUGUCAUGUUAAUGCUCAUAAAAUAUAGGUAUAAGUCCAUAGUAUUAUGCAGAUUUGGUACAAUGUUAUUACAUUAUUCCCACGCGUCCACGUUUUUUUGGAUGUUUGUGGAAGGAAUGUAUCUUUAUACUUUAGUUGUUAGGACUAUGAGAAGGAAAAGUUUCAAACUACGUGUCUACGUUAGUAUAGGCUGGGGCAUUCCUUUAUUAUUUAUUAUAUUAUGGGGAGUCCUGAAAGGAGCUAUGAGUGAUAGUAACGACGAGAAUGAAUGUCCAUGGUUGCAAAACGAUUCUCUCGAUUGGAUAUAUCUAGCACCAUCUUUGUUAGUGAUAUUCGUAAAUCUCGCGUUUCUCUUCAGUAUUAUGUGGGUGCUAAUAACGAAAUUGCGAUCUUCCCCAGCCGUGAUUGAACAUCAACAGCAUUACAAGGCCGCUAGGGCGCUGUUGAUAUUGAUGCCGUUGUUGGGAGUUACUUGGGUCAUAACCAUUUAUGUGCCGUCGGAUCCUACCGAAACUCAAAUUUUUCAAAUUGCCCAAACUGCACUUUUGUCCACCCAGGGUCUCAUGAUAGCUUUAUUUUAUUGUUUUCUUAACACUGAAGUACAAGCAACUAUAAAGCACCAUUAUGACAACUGGAAGGCUCGACGAUCAUUUGAAUCGAAUAAUCACCGUAAAAGUAAUGGAUUAGUAAGCCACAGUAGGCAUACCGAAUGGACGCUGAUAAAUAGCGAUGAACCCGAAGCACUUUCCUCAGAAAAAACAAACAAUCUAACAACACUGUCGAAUAUACCGGAUGUUCCAACAACGAGUGAAGUGCCAGACAUUGAGAUAUAACCUAACGUUUCUAACUAAUAUACGAUAGAACCUAAAUUAUAAUUUACUCAAAUUA